GGUCAUAAUGAAGAGGAUGAAGAAGAUUCUGAUGAAGAUGAGGACUGUGAUGGCGAGCAUGAACAUGGAGAUGAUGAGUCCGAUGACGGUGACGAAUCGGAUUCGAAUGACGUGUCAAAAACGUCAAAUUGAAUAA
Anisakis simplex (herring worm) is the source of this 136-nucleotide messenger RNA. The record is from the annotation of a GenBank genome assembly. Lineage: Eukaryota; Metazoa; Nematoda; Chromadorea; Rhabditida; Anisakidae.